This is a messenger RNA of Argentina anserina (silverweed cinquefoil), 1656 nucleotides long. Its product is annotated as arogenate dehydratase/prephenate dehydratase 2, chloroplastic. The transcript has 12 exons. Gene Ontology annotation, biological process: L-phenylalanine biosynthetic process. The coding region runs from base 91 to 1266 and encodes 391 amino acids. Gene Ontology annotation, cellular component: chloroplast; cytoplasm. Lineage: Eukaryota; Viridiplantae; Streptophyta; Magnoliopsida; Rosales; Rosaceae. Gene Ontology annotation, molecular function: prephenate dehydratase activity; arogenate dehydratase activity. The record is from RefSeq and is a predicted model, not a curated record.
UGAUCCUCGUUGGAAGGGAACAUUUCCAUACUUUCAUCUUCAUAUCUACCCCCGCCGAUCUCUGCUUCCCCUUUCUCCGGCGCCGACUCGAUGGCGGCGACUACCAUUGCACGAUCCGCCGCCACUCAUCUCUCCCUCCCUUUCCCCUCCAAGCUCUCACCAUCCGAUCACUCCCCCGCAGCCACACUAAAGUUCUCCCCCAAACGGCGUCGUUCCGCCGCCGUCGUCCUCGCUUCUCUUCAGCCAGACGGGAACGGCAGGAGCCACCAAUACGUCGGCGGAGCUCUCGAAUUGGAAGACUCGCCGUUCGACGACGCAUCGAAAGACCUGCACACUCUUCCAAGACCUCUGUCGUCGACUUUCGUCUCCAAUCCGGUAUCGGAAGGCCCGCGGCUUCGGGUUGCUUAUCAGGGUGUUCAUGGAGCAUACAGUGAGUCAGCUGCGCAGAAGGCAUACCCAAAUUGCGAAGCGGUGCCUUGCGAACAAUUUGAUACUGCAUUUGAAGCUGUUGAACGGUGGCUUGUGGACAGAGCAGUUUUACCAAUUGAGAAUUCAUUAGGUGGUAGCAUCCACAGGAAUUAUGACCUUUUACUCCGGCAUAGAUUGCAUAUAGUAGGGGAAGUUAAACUUGCAGUUCGGCAUUGCUUGCUAGCUAACCCUGGUUUGGAAAUUCAAGACCUAAAAAGGGUUCUUAGCCAUCCACAGGCUCUUGCUCAGUGUGAGCACACAUUGACCAGGUUUGGAUUAGUCAGAGAAGCAGUGGAUGAUACUGCUGGCGCAGCAAAGCAUGUUUCUUUCCACAAGCUGAAAGAUGCAGGAGCAGUGGCCAGCUCUGCUGCUGCAGAUAUUUACGGUCUGAAGAUACUUGCAGAAGAUAUUCAGGAUGAUUCUGAUAAUGUAACUCGGUUUUUGAUUCUUGCAAGAGAACCUAUCAUUCCUGGCACAGAUAGGCCAUUUAAGACGAGUAUAGUUUUCUCACUAGAAGAAGGUCCUGGAGUUCUUUUUAAGGCACUCGCAGUGUUUGCAUUGCGUCAAAUCAACCUUACAAAGAUUGAGAGCCGUCCCUUGCGGAAGCAGCCCCUGCGAGCAUCUGAUGAUAAUAAUGGUGGAUGUCCAAAACCAAAAUACUUUGACUAUCUUUUCUAUGUGGAUUUUGAAACAUCUAUGGCUGAUCACAAUGCACAGAAUGCCCUCAGACAUCUCAGGGAGUUUGCUACAUUCUUGCGUGUACUAGGGAGUUACCCAAUGGAUGCAAGCAUGCCAUGAUUAACCUACCAAUUGAAUGCAGAUACGGGAUAUAUGAAGGUUUCUUUAAUAUGGGUGAUUUGAUUUAGCUUUUGUCUAUCGUUAUUGUCCCGAAUCAAGGAAAACAGUUAAAAUCACAGUACAAGCUGUUCUACGGCUUGCUGUACCUGUUGGUUUGUCUGUCCUCCAAGUACAGUAGUUGGGUAGUAGUUUGUUAAUAGAAGCUAGUUAACGUUGCAGUUGGAUGCAAAUCGGUUCUUCUGUUAACAUUCUGUGUUCAGUUAUUUAGAACUAGAAGAAUUAUCAAGCGUUUCUUCUGUUCUUGAAAGAUUAGUCAGUCUCUUGUUGUAUAAUAUGUUCCUAUCUAUUUUACCAAUGGUCAUUACUUCUGCCCGUUCUUGAACUCUCCAU